Molecule: messenger RNA, 687 nt
Organism: Selaginella moellendorffii
Lineage: Eukaryota; Viridiplantae; Streptophyta; Lycopodiopsida; Selaginellales; Selaginellaceae
Product: ribosomal protein S6 kinase 2 alpha
Exons: 2
Coding region: 1-687 (228 amino acids)
Biological process (GO): protein phosphorylation; mitotic DNA damage checkpoint signaling
Cellular component (GO): nucleus; cytoplasm
Molecular function (GO): ATP binding; protein serine/threonine kinase activity
Source: RefSeq, a predicted model, not a curated record
AUGGAGAUGAACGCAAAGACGAUGGAGAUAUUGUUCCCCAAUCUGCUAGACAAGUUCCAGGUAACAAAGACUAUAGGACUGGGUGGAUUCUCGAGGGUGCUUGAGGUGAUCCGUUUGAGAGAUGGGAAACACUUUGCGUGCAAGACGAACAGCAUGAUGGGUGACGAUAAGCUCAUACUGCAAGAGCUCAAGAUCAUGGCCCAACUGAGGCACGACCCAGGCGUGGUUCGUCUCAUCGGCAUUGUGUGUGACUUGGGUUUCUGCCAUAUCAUAAUGGAGCUGUGCGAAGGAACACUCCUCUUGUGGCGGAUUUUGGCCUCUCCUGGUAAAAGGGGCAGGAAAAGGGGGCUUAAGGAAUCUUGUGAUAUUUGGGCAUUGGGCGUGACUUUGUACGAGAUGCUCACAGGAAAGAUUGCAUAUGAGGAGCUUCAAACACCACAGGUUCUCCUUAUUCUCUUCGACUGGUCGAGGGUUCCAGUGUUAGCCAAGGAUUUGAUGCUGGGGAUGCUAAAUCUGGACAAGAAAAAAAGAUUGACGGCAGCCCAGAUCUUGGAACAUCCAUGGAUCAAGCGAAUCACUCAAAAUUACAAUAGGCCAGCCCCAGAAACAAAGGUGGAAGUCGAAGCAAAACAAGAUGUGAGAACUGAGUUGAUAAUGGGAGGACAAGCUUCCAUGCCAAUGUACUAA